AUGAUCCAGAGGUUGCUAAAGUGCAAAAGCAUCGCAUUUUUCUGAAGGAUCAUGUAGUUUUCAAAGAGGCCAUACCUAUUAAAAAUAUUUCUGUGGUUUCAAGGAUACAUCAAACGUACAGAAUAGGGUAUCUAAAGGAUGUUAUAUUACCCCGAAUAUUAGAUGAUGCCACUCUGGCUAGUCUUAACACGAUGAUACACACGAACAAUGCUGCUGUUAUUUCCUUACUGAAGGAUGAUGCUUGCUUUAUCCAAGACUUAUUCUCUAGGAUGAGAUCACCAAAUAUUUCUAUGGAAUCGAAAAGAGAAUUGGUCCUGUUCUUGCAUGAGUUCUGCACUCUUAGUAAGAGUUUGCCGCUUGUACAACAACUACGACUGUUUCGGGAUCUUUCAGGUGAAGGUGUAUUUGAAAUUGUAUCUGAUGUGUUGCAGAGUCAAGACAGAAAAAUUGUUUCGGCUGGGACGGAUAUCGUUAUUCUUUUUCUUAAUCAGGACCCUAACCUAUUGAGGUCAUAUAUUGUCCAGCAAGAAGGAAAUUCUCUUCUUGGACUUUUGGUUAAAGGAAUGGUAACUGACUUUGGUGAGCAAAUGCACUGCCAAUUUCUGGAAAUCCUCCGUAUAUUAAUGGAUUCUUUCACUAUGUCUGGAGCACAUAGAGACGUAAUUAUUGAGAUUUUCUAUGAAAGGCACCUUGACUAUUUGGUUGAUGUAAUAGCAUCCUCUUGUCCUUCGAGGAGUGCUACCCGAACAUCACCUAACUCAGCUCUCGUUGGUGGAAACACUGAAGUGCAUCGUAUCAAGCCAGAAAUUCUGUUAAAUGUCUGCGAACUAUUAUGCUUCUGUGUAGUCCAUCAUCCCUAUAGAAUUAAGUGCAACUUCCUUAUGAACAAUGCGAUAGAGAAAAUCCUUACCAUGACUCGACGAAGCGAGAAGUUUUUGGUUGUUGCAGCUGUCAGGUUUAUGCGCACUAUUAUAUCCAGAAAUGAUGAACAUCUUAUUCGCCAUGUUGUCAAGUUUAACUUGUUGAAACCAAUAAUUGAUGCCUUUGUGGAAAAUGGGGAUAGAUAUAACAUGCUACAAUCCGGAGUACUCGAACUGUUGGAACACAUACGGAAGGAAAAUCUAAAACCUCUUGUUAUUUAUGUUACCGAGUCUUUCUCAGAUCAACUUAUGAAGUUUGAACACUUCGGGAGCAUUCAGGCCUUCAAACUCAAGUAUCAACAGUACUUGGAGAGUGCCGAUAUGAAAUUAAGUGCUAGUGUGCCUGACAUGAGAAAGAAGGCAGAAGGAAGAGGUCUUGAGAAGGAAGAGGAAGAUUAUUUCAAUGAGAGUGACGAGGAAGAUUCAGUAAGGCGGACUAAACAUGCACACAGUGAACAUAAUGAAGAAAGCAAGGAUGAUGUAGCCAAUGGAAGCGAAACUGGUGACAUAUCCUCAAGGCCUAAAUCUGGUGGGCUUGUGGACUAUGCCGAUGAUGAUGACGAGGAUUUCAAUCCGCCACCCAAGGAGCCUGAUAGGCCUGUGGAUGACGAUGAGCUCUUAACUAUAUCCACAGUGAAGCGGAAAUUAGUAAACACGGGGGAUGGCAAACAUGCAGAUGGGGAGGUUCGCAAGAGACAAAAGAUUGAAACAAGGAUUACUUGUGCCAAGAUUUCUGGUUUGACUAAUCUGGCUAGCAAACACAAGGAUUCACUUGCCUCAAGCUCGCCAAGUUGCGAGGCCAAUGGUGUUUUGGGGGAGCAUGCUACACAUUCUGAUGAGCAUCAACAUUCCACAGACACUGCAGAAACCUCACGGCAAGUUGGCGGUGAUUGUAUCAAAGCAAUGGGCAGUUUGUCUAGUGAGAAGGCUGUAAAUACCACCAAAAUAAACGAUUCAGAGCCCUAUUUAGUGAGAUGACAAAUUGACAGCUCUUCUCCACACUGGCUUGCCCCAGGAUUCGACCGAUCAAUGCUUGCCAACAGGAAGGAACAACAUGUUUUUGGCUCUGGAGAAGGCUGAAUCUAUUAAUCUCAAAUCCAGAAGCAUGAUUCGAGGUGAUGUAAAUCACACUUCUCUGUAAAUCUUGAAUGAAAUUGCAGCUACCAUCACAGCCUGUAAAGUAAUUCUUCCAGAAGGAAAGAUAUGAAACUGAGAAUUGGCAUGCCUUUCGGUUCAGCAUUAAUCGAGUCACCUCUCUCUCUCUAUGUAUCUCUUUCUCUCUCUAUAUAGGGAGAGCAGUGAAUAUAUGAAACUGAGAAUUGGCAUGCACUUUCUCCCGUAUUUCUUUCUAGGAUCAUUGGCUAAGAUGUUGAUGUUGUAAAACAAGUGGGCAAGAAUAGUUUCAGUUGAGAGUGAUAUUAUUCAUAUCUUACAGUUGUAAUUUGUCGAUUAGUAGUUUUGGCUGGAUA
Messenger RNA from Triticum urartu, 2389 nucleotides. Lineage: Eukaryota; Viridiplantae; Streptophyta; Magnoliopsida; Poales; Poaceae. The record is from RefSeq and is a predicted model, not a curated record.